This is a messenger RNA of Dovyalis caffra, 2418 nucleotides long. NCBI's taxonomy places the organism in Eukaryota, Viridiplantae, Streptophyta, Magnoliopsida, Malpighiales, Salicaceae. The record is from the annotation of a GenBank genome assembly.
AUGGGUGUGAAAUUAAGAGUGUCAUGGGAUUUCGGUUCCUUGAUGUGGUUUUUCUUCACGGCACUUUCUACCAUUUACAUAGAAUCAAUUGUUUUAGCCUCCGAAGUUACAAACUUUAGCAAUUUGGAGCACAAGAAUGUCAUUCAAAAGCAGGCAAGCAGGAAGCUAGACGAUAUAGGUGGGGCCAUAAAUAUUGAUUGUGGAAUACCAGAAGGUUACAGAUACAAUGAUGCCAACACUGGGAUAGAAUACAUUUCGGACGGAACAUUCAUUAACACAGGAGUGAAUAGGAACAUAUAUUCCAACUUCAGUUCUGACGUGCUGCCAAUGUCUUUUAUGAACGUUAGAAGUUUUCCUCAAGGUAGCAGAAACUGUUACACCUUGAGACCACCAGAAGGAAAAGACAGUAUCUACUUGAUCAGAGCCUCUUUCAUGUAUGGAAAUUAUGACAAUCAAGAGAUGUUGCCACAAUUCACUUUAUAUGUUGGAGUUAAUAUGUGGGAUUCGGUGAGGUUUGAUAAUGCAUCUCAUAUUGUGAUCAAGGAGAUUAUACAUGUCUCCUUAAUGGAUAACAUAUACGUCUGUCUUGUAAACACUGGUUCAGGUACUCCUUUUAUAUCAACUCUAGAGUUAAGGCAUUUCCAUAAUUCCUCUUACAGAACAGAUUCUGGAGCCUUAGUUCUAUAUCAGCGACUUGAUUUUGGGUCAACAAGCAAUCAGACUGUAAGGUACCAUGACGAUGCCAAUGAUCGUAUGUGGUUUCCUUAUAACUGCCCUAAUUGUGCAACAUUCGGUACUUCCUUCCUUGUUGAUUCCCUGAACAGAACUGCUUUCAAUUUACCUUCCAAGGUGAUGGGAACUGCUGCCCGGCCAAUGAAUGCUAAUGACGCACUAGACUUUGUAUUUGACAUUGGCGAUCCCACUUUGAAAUUCAACAUAUACAUGCACUUUGCAGAACUUGAGAUUCUCCCAGAAAAUCAAUAUAGAAAACUCAGCAUUUCAUUGAAUGGCAACCUGUUGAAAGAAGGUGUUGUUCUUAGCUAUCUACAAUCAAUGACUAUAGCAAGUCCACAGCCAGUGAGGGGAAGCAAACUUAGCUUUUCUCUGUCCAAGUCACAGAGCUGCCCCCUUCCUCCCAUGCUGAAUGCAAUUGAAAUAUAUAUAGUCCGAGAUUUCUUACAGGCACCAACAGACCAAGAAGAUGUUAAUGCUAUUGAGGGCAUCAAAUCAAGCUACGGAGUGCAAAAGGACUGGCAAGGAGAUCCAUGCUCGCCAAUGCACUACGCUUGGGAUGGCCUGACUUGCAGUUACAAUGGUUAUAGCCCCCCAAGAAUCAUCUCCUUGAAUCUGUCAUCUAGUGGAAUAGCAGGACAGAUAUCUCCUUCAUUUUCCCAUCUUAAACUAUUACGGGACCUGAAUUUAGAAGGAAACAAGCUCUCUGGUCCGGUUCCUGGUAUUCUAAUUCAAAGACAGAACAAAGAGCUGCUGUCAUUAAGAGUCGCUGGAAAUCCGGAGCUGUGUGUGUUGGUUGAUCAGUGCAAAGAAAAGAAGAAAAGUAUUGUUGCUCCAAUCGCUGUAACCAUUGUUCUAUUGGCGGUCAUUACGGGACUGGUUAGUCUGUGGAUAUACAGAAGGAGAAUAGCUUCUCAGCUGUUUGUCAAAUCCCAAAAACAAGAAGUGUCAUCCUUAAAGUCGGAUAACCGACAAUACACAUACUUUGAGAUUGUCAAUAUUACCAAUAACUUCCGUACAACUAUUGGGAAAGGAGGUUUUGGAACAGUUUACCAUGGCUACUUGACUGACGGUGUGCAAGUUGCUGUCAAAAUGAUCUCUCCAACAUCAGCUGAAGGGUCCAAUCAAUUUCGAGUUGAAGCGCAGCUCCUGAUGAGAGUUCAUCAUAAGAAUUUAGCUUCGUUUAUUGGUUAUUGCAAUGAAGGGACUAACAUAGGCAUCGUUUAUGAGUACAUGGCCUAUGGAAAUUUAGAGCAAUAUCUAUCAGAUAAAACAAAAGAGGUUUUGAGUUGGAAACAGAGGUUGCAGAUUGCAUUGGAUGUAGCACAAGGCCAGUAUGCAAUAAUAAGAAACCAUGAUGAGAACAUCCACCUUGUUCAGUGGAUUAGUCCUUUUCUUGGAAGUGGGGAUAUAAGAAAUGUUGUUGACCCAAGACUACAAGAAAAUCUGGAUACAAAUUCCCUUUGGAAAUUCAUGGAGAUAGCAAUGUCAUGUGUACCAUCAAUUUCCAUUCAAAGGCCAACCAUGAACAAUAUAGUGAUAGAAUUAAAAGAGUGUUUGGAAGCAGAAAUUGCCUGUGAACGGACUCGGGGAUCGGCAGAGGCCAAAAGAAUGAGAUUAAGCAAUUCGUCUGAUCAAAUGAUUUCUGUGGAUAUUGAAACAGAAAUCGGUCCUGAAGCAAGGUAG